Molecule: messenger RNA, 4281 nt
Organism: Mycetomoellerius zeteki
Lineage: Eukaryota; Metazoa; Arthropoda; Insecta; Hymenoptera; Formicidae
Product: growth arrest-specific protein 2
Exons: 8
Coding region: 633-1967 (444 amino acids)
Biological process (GO): actin crosslink formation
Cellular component (GO): actin filament
Molecular function (GO): microtubule binding; cytoskeletal adaptor activity; actin filament binding
Source: RefSeq, a predicted model, not a curated record
GUAUUCCAUUCUAUUCAGAGCGCCGAAACUCUCGCGCGUGGUCCAGAGAGGAUCGCGAGGGUAUUCGCGGUCGGCGCGGAGGAUGUCGAGUAUUGAUUAAGGGGGUUUGCCGGGAGGAAUCUCUCUCUCUUUCCUCACGGGUAGAUCGUCUGGCGUCGUUCCUCGCCGUAAAUGCACGGGGAUGAAUGGGGCACGGUGGGGAACGCACGCACCGGGGUGCGUCUGCGCUCUGUGCGUCACACGCAGUGCUCCGAUGCGCUUCACCUGAAUCAGGUAUCCCACGGUCCGCGUUCGCCGUGUCGGUGGCGUGCACGUGGUCGUCUGUCGGCGAGAUCAGACGGGAGGGAAGCGAGAUCGAGAGGACGAGGGAGACUCGAUAGCCCCGAAGGAAUCGCGAUGACGAUUGACACGCUCGACGCGUCGUUAUCCACAGGCCACGAGUGUUGAGAGAAAUCCGCUGUAGCGCGGUACUUGAUCGCGAGGCUUACGUCUCUACACGACAUCGUUCUUGAAUAGCCUGGGAGCUGUCGAAGAAAGUGAAGUGGGUCCUGGAAGAGGACCCAAGGAGAGCGAGGAGAGAAGCGUCGAGACAGGAUCCGGCGUGUGGGAAGGUCGGCAGGAGCUGCCUCAAAAUGUCGUACGCCAACCGAUUCCCAUCCUCCCAGCACACCCGUUAUCGCAGUAGCUGGGGACCGUCCUCGGUUUCUGUCUUCAAUCGCGCCGACGUGCCACGACCUUCGCCAGAGGAGGAAGAGUUCGAGUUUUAUCACGAGCGGCUGCACUCGGCGCAGAGUCGACAGCUGAUACCACUUCAGGAGGACUUGGCCGAUUGGAUCAACAAGACGAUAAAUGUGGAUCAUAUAACGGGUGACAAUUUCUUUGACGUGCUUGAUAACGGAGUAAUUGUGUGUCGACUGGCAAGAGUUAUCCAGGAAAAGGCGAGAUCUGCGGUUGAGGCUGGACGGGCGAAGGGACCGGCACCAGUGAUACGUGGUCGCUGCUGGGAGAAUGCAGCCCGUCGCAGCUUCUUUUCUCGCGACAACAUGGAGAACUUCAUACAAUUUUGUCGGCGGCUGGGCGUCCACGAGAAUCUUCUCUUCGAAAGCGACGAUCUCGUUUUGCAUGGCCAACCACGGAAUGUUGUGCUGUGUCUGCUGGAAGUCGCGAGACUGGCAGCUAGAUAUUCUCUGGAACCGCCUGGACUUGUACAACUCGAGAGGGAAAUCGCAGCCGAACAAGAAAGGGAUCUUCACUGUUUGUCCGACAGCGGUAUAUCACACAGCAGCCUCGUCUCUUGGCAGUUCCAGUCACCAUCGCCGACCGCAACACCCAGGACACCGCCAGAGAAGAUCAAACAUAGCAGCUCGGCGUCUGAAGUCACAGCGGGUACACGAUGGUUGGACCCGGUAACCGGUGCUGCGCAUGAAUCUGAAAUGCGAAGGUCCGUUAGCGACAACGGGCCGACCGGAAGUGAUGGGGUGCCCAGCGACACUACCGAAGAUGACUGGUCGCGUGGUAGCGUCGAAGACCCUGACGAGGUGCCGUCACCGUCGAGCUCGCCAUCACCGUCGUCGGCCGAACCACCGGAACACACUGGGCCGAUAACAGAACUCGAUCGCAAGGUGCGAAGAGCCACCGAGGCCGUCCAGAGACUCUGCCAGUGCCCGUCGAAUAAGUGCUCCAAGCUGAAGGUGCGCAAAGUCGGCGAAGGCCGCUAUCAUAUCGCGGGACGUAACGUUUUUAUCAGACUUCUCAAGGGGAGACACAUGAUGGUGAGAGUGGGCGGCGGAUGGGACACUCUGGAGCAUUUUCUGGCGAGGCACGAUCCCUGUCAGGUGAGGGUCCUCAACCGCGAGGGCACGCCGCCACCCGCUCGUGGCACCAAGCACGACAGCUUCUUGCACAUUCGCGCCAAGUAUCGCAGCCCGCCGUCGGAGGCGAGCCUCUCACGUCGGUCGCUAGCCUGAGAAGCACGUAGUGCCUAAUCAUGCGCCCACGAUCACGCGGCGUGGGCCCCUCGGGCCCCACGUGGCAUAAAGCUGCACGCACGCUUGGCGCACGUGCGAAUUGAUAUAUCCCGGUACACAAGCGGUACCGCUAUCACAUCCCGCCGGGCACGUCGAUAGGACGUCCCAUCGGCCUGUUACGCAUCAAGCGACACGGUGAAACGACGCGUGGCGGUUCAGGUUGCCGUAAGAACGGCAAUACGCAUCCAUCGCAUGAUUUUUCACGCACGAUACAUUCCUUCUUUUCCAACUACGUUCGAUGAGUUGGCGAUUUUGAGGGAAGAGAGAGAGAGAGGCACCGCAAGAGUCGCCUUUAAGCGCCUUGCGAUCAUUUAUGCACAUUCCCGAUAUUCAUACGCUAUUUACGAGUUCUCUCUACGGCGAGAAAUCAUCGGUACACGCACCGCCUAUACGCCGGUUCGCAAAGAGAUACCUCUCACCACUCUCGUACCUAAUCUCGUACAUCCCGAAUUGCGCGUACAAUUUCUUAUGUGUAACCAUGUAAUAUGUUGAUCACGGUAUAGAGAAGCACAGGGAUCGCUAUUUUUACUAAGUCCGUAUGUCAGGUGGUUGAAGAGCAUGCAAGUGUCAAAGAGCAUCCUCGCAGACGCACCACACGUCGCGAUUUUUAAGACUAUAAUCUACAGUGUGCUCUUUGCUUCCUGUUUCUUGUUUUUUCUUUUACCACUUUUUACCUUUUAUCCUGUUUCUUUCUUUUCUGUCGCUCGAGACAAAAGUUGACAAACUUCGGAAGAGGUAAGAAACACGUGACAAGAAACACGAUUGUCGAUAAAAGUGGCGAAGAAGGAAGAAGGCAAGAAGUAAAAACAAGAAACAGGAAGUAAAUAGCACAUCGUAGAUUAGCGUUUAAGGAGAACGAAUAGUCAGAGUUCUGUAUCUAAAGCCGUAAUCACACUAUGGUCUGUUGCGAUUCUUGAUUGAUGGUUCUAUUUUAGCCAAUCACGAUGCAGCUAGUCCGUACACACUAAAAUAGAACUGUUAAACCAUACGGCAACCAUAACUGAUAAUCUGUAGUGCGAUUACGGCUUAAGAAUCGGCAUCUGCGAUUCAGAAGACUUUGACUAUUUGAAUUUUUAUGCAUUAUCGCAUCAGGAAUCAAUCAACUAUGUGCUUUCAUCUCGAAUUUUCAAGGCACUAAUUUUUGCAGCGUCUAUCUGGAAGUUCUUCGACCAGCAAGUGCGCUGCACUCGGUAAUGGUAGCAUUAAGACCGCAAUGACCAAACUUUAUUUUCGAAAUCGUGUAAUCACGAUAAUAAUUAUACUAAUAAUGCAAAUAAUAAUAAGAACUUUUUUGAAUAAACUUAAGCUCAAGUGUACUGCGCUUCAUGAGCUUCUACGUGCAAUAAAAAGAAUAAAAGUGCAAUUAAAAUCUCAGGUAGAGAAUCGUCCGUGUCAUGCCUUAGAAAAGAUCAAUUAAUCUUUUUUUUUCUUUUAAGGAAGUUUCUUUUGCAAUGCUAAUAUAUACCGUUUUCUUUUGACGUAACAAUCACAGCGGCUUUAACAAAAAUUUCAUAGUCGAACUAGAUAAUACCAUUACAUUUUAUUAUUGAUGUUGUAAUGUAGUUUUUAAUAUUCAACUCUAUUUCACUCUCAACUGCGUUUUGGUCAUUGCUAUAUAUCCUAUAAACUAAUAUAUUCUUACAGUGCACUGCCAUUUUACGGCGAGCACGCGAUCAGGCACUUAUAUAUUAUAAUAAUCAACAGGGUCGGCUUAAUUUUCUGUGUAUAAUUUUCUCACACAUCUGAAUUGCAGGAAUCGCCUAUAACGUAUAAUUUGCCGAGCAGGCUCGAUAAUUGAAUUUUUCUUUGCGUAUAAACUGUAUUACUAAUAUUUACGUAAUGAUAUAUCAUUGAAGAUUGAUAUAUUUAUAUUUAACAAGAGUGCUUCUUAAAGUAUACGUUAGCAAUUUUUCGUAAUUUUAUUUCAGUUGUGAUGUCUUGUGAUUUUUUCAUUUCCGACCCUUAAAUUCAGAUACACAUUAGCAUUCGAUUAAUAUCUAAUACAACUUGUAUCGCCUAAUAUGUAAAAUGCUUCAUGAUAAUUGCCACGAUGUACACAUCUACACACAUAUGUUUUGUACUUUUAUAUGAAUAUCUACGGUAAGUUAAGGGAAAUAAUAUGGUCGGCAUAUUACCGAGAUAAUUAAACCAUACAAUUAUUCCGCUUACAGAAGUGCAAGAGCACAGUGUGCAAAGGAAUACCAAAGCAAAGAAACACGCGACGAGUAAUGUCGGCUCGUUGAAGCUAAUUAAA